Messenger RNA from Drosophila nasuta, 1492 nucleotides. RefSeq lists its product as uncharacterized. The transcript has 3 exons. The record is from RefSeq and is a predicted model, not a curated record. Bases 186 to 1415 code for a protein of 409 amino acids. NCBI's taxonomy places the organism in Eukaryota, Metazoa, Arthropoda, Insecta, Diptera, Drosophilidae.
AAAAAAGAAAUAAGUUUAAACGUAAUCAGUUUUAUAAAUUACCACAACGACCACAAAGCUUAUCAGUGCGAUAACGAUAAAGAAUACAAAACUUAAAGCUCAGCGACAAACAUGGGAUGAUGGUUUAAGUGUUCAUUAAACUAUAACAUUUAUUAACACGACACGCCACAUUAAGACAACACGACAUGGAAAUUCUUCCAGAAAUACAAGAGCUAAGUCAGGUGAUUGAACCAUCACUACGUGGCGACAGCCUCUUUCGCUACGAUGUGACCAACUUGACGCAACCAGGUGAUAAUUACGGAAGUGUUCUGAUAUCUAUAAGAGCUCACCUGCAGCGACCUGGCGGGGAAUUAUAUUUCAAGCGUUUCGUGGCCAAAGUCCCUCCAACCGACGAAAAGUAUUGGCGAUUCAUUCAACCAGAGCGCACAUGCCUUGUUGAGAAUGCUAUUUACAAAAUAUUGGCCCCAGCUCUGACCGUUUUACAAUAUGAAGCAGGUAUUCCUAAAGAUAAACACUUUGACGGGUUCGCCGACUUCUUAGGCUCGCGAAUCUCAUUAAUACCUAACGCCAAGGCAGUAGACAAGGACGCCAUUUUGAUUUUAGAAGACCUGCGAGAUAGCAAUUAUAUUCCAAGUCAAAGAAUGAAUCCUUUUGACCUACCUCACGCAGAAUUAGCGCUGAAAUAUAUGGCGCAAUUUCACGCGUUGUCAAUCUCAUUGCGAUUAAAAAAACCAGAGAUAUUUGAGAAGGAAGUAAGACCAUCAUUUGGAAAGUUCGAUUGGCAUGCAGCGGCACCAGAAUCAAAGGCAACGAUGAUUGCUGAAACAUUACAAGAUAUAAGAGAAGCAACUAACAAUGAUGAACUAAUGGUGGAGCGUAUCGAGCAGUUAUCAAGCGAAUUCUUCAGUUUCUUAGCAGCACCAACUAAUGAAAAUAAUCCCUUUAAUAGCAUUAUUCAUUCCGAUUUCUGGGCAAUGAACCUCAUGUUCAGACAUGAUUCGUUUGGCGAACCUACGAAAUUAAAAAUAAUCGACUUCCAAACGGCACAAUAUGAUUCUAUAAUUCAUGACUUGAUAUCAUUUUUGCUAACAAGCAUUUCAACCAAUGUAUUGGAAGAUAAAUACCAGCAAUUGUUACAUGUCUACCACGACAGUUUUAUUUGUACUCUUAUAGCAGUAGGUGCAAAUACAUCAGCAUAUAGUUUCGAAGCAUUCCUUACUGAGCUAAGCCGUAUAGCCUACAUUCAAGUACCACACGCUAUAUUCAUGACCCGAUUCAUUCUGGCCGAUGAUACUACUUCCACAAGUCAACAAGACCUAGAUCUAUCUCAGAUACUGAAGAAUACGAACUCGAAGCAUGUGCAUUGGAAACUUGCCGAAAUUUUGCGAUUAGCACAAAAAUUUAAUAUUCUCUAAAUACUACAUUACACAUAUGUUCUUAUAGAUUUCUUAACUUUAAAUUGCUUAAAAUGUGUAUUUAAAAAAUACAAACU